This is a messenger RNA of Drosophila innubila, 1696 nucleotides long. RefSeq names its product putative inorganic phosphate cotransporter. NCBI's taxonomy places the organism in Eukaryota, Metazoa, Arthropoda, Insecta, Diptera, Drosophilidae. Gene Ontology annotation, molecular function: transmembrane transporter activity. Gene Ontology annotation, cellular component: plasma membrane. The transcript has 4 exons. The coding region runs from base 116 to 1552 and encodes 478 amino acids. Gene Ontology annotation, biological process: transmembrane transport; monoatomic anion transport. The record is from RefSeq and is a predicted model, not a curated record.
CACAUUAACUCCGUGAACAAGUGCUGGCCUUAAAGGAAAAUAGAUUAAAGUAUUCAACAACAAACCGACUGUAGAACAAUUGGCAAUAUAACAAAGUUAAUAAAUAAUCUUAGCAAUGGUUUUCGAUAGCUCGACGGAAAAGCCAAUAAAGCCGAGCAGCUUUGGAGCUCGUCAUUGGCAGGCGAUUCUUCUCUUUGUGGGAAUGAUGAUCAACUAUUUCCAGCGUGUCAACAUCUCGGCUGCCAUUGUGCCCAUGACUUCUCCAACCACUGAUGCUCCAUACUAUCAAUGGGAUACGUCUCAGAAAUCCAUGAUACUGAGCAGCUUCUUCUGGGGUUACGUUCUCUCCCAAGUGCCCUCAGGUUUGCUGGCAAAGCGUUUUGGCGCCAAAUAUGUGAUAAGCUUGUCUACAGCCGCCGGAGGCAUCAUGUGCUUCUUUCAUCCCAUGGCAGCCAAAGGUGGUUGGGUCAACGUUUGUGUUCUCCGUGUGCUGACGGGAUUGGUCCAAGGCAGUGUCUAUCCCUGCUUCCACACCUUACUGUCCAAGUGGGUGCCAUGCACGGAGCGAGGAUUUCUUACAACUGGCGUCUACUCCGGAGCACAAUUCGGCACCGCGGUCAUAUUGAUCAGUAGUGGCAAUAUAUUUGAGUCCAGCAUAGGCUGGCCGGGUUUAUUCUACAUUUCCGGUGCUCUUGGCCUGGCCUGGGCAGUGCUCUUCUUCUGGCAGGGAGCCAAUGAGCCUGCAACAUCCCAGAGCAUCAGCAAAGUCGAAAGGGAUUACAUUGAAAGUCUAACGGGCAGCAACAACAGCAGUCAAUCCUUGGCUGUACCUUGGAAGUCCAUCUUCACUUCGGGCGCCUUCUAUGGUCUACUGGCUGCCCACUGUGGCUUCACCUGGGGAUUCUACACACUGCUCACUGAGAUACCCACCUAUAUGAGCAGCGUGCUCAAACUGGAUGUCAAGUCGAAUGCUCUGCUCUCCUCGUUGCCCUACUUUGCCAUGGGAGUGCUCUGCUUUGUGGUCAGUCCCAUCUCUGACCUGCUCAUCAAUCGGGGCACCAUCUCCGUAACAGCGGCCAGGAAGCUCUUCAACUCAAUUGGUCAGUGGGUGCCCAUGGGCUGUCUCAUUGGACUGGGAUACAUGACGGCGGAUGAGAAGACCGGAGCGAUUGUUCUGCUGACCUUGGCUGUGGGAAUUAAUGCUGCCUGCUUCUGUGGCUAUCUGGUUAAUCACAUGGAUUUGUCGCCCAAUUUCGCUGGUCCCAUGAUGGGUGUCACCAAUGGUCUGGCAGGUGUGACGUCCAUUAUUGCGCCAUUGAUUGUCGGGGUCAUUCUCUCGGAUGAGGAGGAUCCAACUCAAUGGCGUUGGGUUUUCUUUAUCACCGGUGGCAUUUAUCUGUUAUGCAAUGCGCUAUUUGUUAUCUUUGGCAAGGCCACAGUACAACCUUGGAACGAUGCACCCAGCAUGUCCAGUACAAUGACCUUACGUAAGAAUAUUCAGACUGACUCAAGAACCUCAGCACCCACAGAAGCCAAAGAAAAUCAGUUCUGAGUGGUUAUCCAUAAAAACUGUUAACAAUCUCGUUAAGUUUAAAUUAAACAAAGUCUUCAAUUUGGUGAUUAUCCUAUAAGCUUAAGUUAAUAUAAUUAUAUUUUUAUGGCGUGACAUUUUUAAUAAAAACCAAGAACUAAUAUA